AUGUCUACCUCAAGCCAGAGAGCCAGAGCAGCACAAGCUGCAGCCGCCGCCGCCGCAGGCGCCUACCCAGAGGCUGGCGCCGUGGUGAACCCAGGAGGCGAUCGCGCCAGGCGCUUGGCAGCGGCAGAGGCCGCAGCCGCGCAGGCAGCACAGGCGGCGCGAGAGGCAGCAGCAGCAGCUCAGGAGGCGGCCGCCACGGCCGCGGCUCUCCGUGCGGAGGUGGACCGGGAGCCGCGCGUGUACGGGCGGAGGAGCCCUGAUCCGCGCCGCGGGAGCCCGUCGCGGAGCCCUGAGCGGCAUCGCCGGGCUCAAUCUCCGUCGCCCGCUCGCCAUCGAGGACGCGGAGGCCGUCGCGGAUCUCCGGUGGUCCAGACGGUGUACAAGGACGGCGGCGCGGGGACUCCAUGGCCGAUGCUGACGAAGUCGAACUACCAUGAGUGGAGCACGCUCAUGCGACUCAAGAUGCAGGCCCGCCAGCUCUGGGACGCCGUCGAGUAUGGCGAUCUCCCGUACCACGACGAUCGGCGCGCGCUGGAGGCCAUCAUCUCGGGAGUUCCGCAGGAGAUGCAGGUGUCGCUCGCGGACAAGCUCACCGCCAAGGACGCCUGGGACUCCAUCGCCGCAGCGCGCAUCGGCGUCGACCGCGUCCGCCGCGCCACGCUACAACGACUUCGCAAGGAGUGGGAGAACCUCUCCUUCCACCCAGGGGAGCACAUCGAGGACUUCGCUCUCCGCCUCGCCACGCUGAAGCAGCAGAUGAUCCUCCACGGCGAGAGGAACAUGGACGAGGAGCGAGCGGUGGAGAAGCUUCUUCGUGCUACGCCCAGGAAGUACAUGUAGCUCAAGAUCGCCAUCGAG
Messenger RNA from Sorghum bicolor (sorghum), 858 nucleotides. RefSeq lists its product as uncharacterized. The record is from RefSeq and is a predicted model, not a curated record. Bases 1 to 840 code for a protein of 279 amino acids. Lineage: Eukaryota; Viridiplantae; Streptophyta; Magnoliopsida; Poales; Poaceae. The transcript has a single exon.